This is a messenger RNA of Lymnaea stagnalis (great pond snail), 11386 nucleotides long. Lineage: Eukaryota; Metazoa; Mollusca; Gastropoda; Lymnaeidae. The record is from the annotation of a GenBank genome assembly.
CCGAUUUGCCAACUAGAUGAUUAAAAAAAAAAGUGCAACUCGCAGUUUGUUUGUUUAGUGAUGGCGGUAUGCAUUUUGAGACUAAGUCAAGGCUACUCAGAGUGAACAGAAAACAUAUCUAAUUUGUGCUUUAAGUGCAAUAGCGGCUAAAUUUGGUCUAUUAUUGGAGUUAAACCUUUGUUCACAGUUUCUUAAAAAUAAAAUUAGCAAAAAUGUUGAGGCUGCGGACUGCAAAAAAAGUAUUUGAAUUUUCGAGCUGUAGACAUUUAAAGGAAAUAUGCAGAUCUGAAGUGGUUGGAAAAGAGUUCAGGAGGACCAAGGUUUUGACAGUCGACACUAUGAAUCCACAUGUUAAAAACAUUGAGUAUGCUGUAAGGGGUCCAAUAGUAAUAAGAGCAGGAGAAAUUGAGAAAGAACUCAAACAGGUUUUUGCAUUAUUUCAUUUACAUUACAUUCAUUUUCAGUAUUCUAUACAAUACAAAUACAACAACCAAUGUGAUUGUGAUUCAUGAUUAAUGACAAUUGAUUAUUUGUAUUUCUUUUUAUUCAAGAUUUGAAGCAUCUGCUGCUGCAUAGUGCUGCAUCAUAGUCAUAGGCCUGAUACUAAUACUAAUAGUUGUUUAUAUUUAUAAUAAUUAUUAUCAUUUUCAAAUUAGGUUCAGUUUGACAUAUGCUUAAAUUAAAAUAGUGAAUACUAUACUUAUAAUAAUAAGUUAAUAAUGAUUAAACUACAGAAUAUAACUAUAACUAUUAAUCAUAAGUGAAUAUAAGUAGCAGAUCUCUGAAAGUAGGUGUGCCACACCACAGAUAAAUUAUAAAUUCUCCAAAACACUGAAAAACAUAGAGUUUAUGGUCAGCGCUGCAGAAAUGUAAAAUAUGUAUUAUAGAAUAGAUUCAAAGAUUGAUAUUUUUGUAACAUUUAUUAUUAACAUUUUAAUUAAAAAACAAACGACGUGGUUAUGCGCAGCCGACUGCGUAUAACCCUGAGAGUUAUACGCAGUCGGCAAGUCACGUGACGUCUAUAUUCUUGCUGUGUUACAGUAUCAAUCAAUAAGGGUGCCUUGAUAUCGGGGUGACUGUGUGGUCCAAUGGUCUAAACUGACCAAACCUCAAGUUGGUGGUCUUGAGUUCAAUUCCAGCCAACGGCAAACCAUGAAUAACAAGCAUGAUUAUGCGUUGGUUGCUAUGUUUUUUCUCGAGAAUGAAGCAACAACUAGGCUUAUUGUUAUACUUUUUUUGGCUAAAAAAUGUUAAAACAUGAGAAGAAUUAUUAACUUGACCAAUCUAAUGUUAAUAUUGUUAUACUUAUAAUUAUCAAAUAUAUGUUUGUGUUGUUAACUAAUUUUGUGGCAGAUAAAAUCAUGUUUCACUGGUACAGUAAUAAAAAUAAUCAUGGGUUGAGAGUAGCAGGAUAAAAAUCGCUGUAGGGGCAGGGGGUUCUGUAGAAGAGGCAGUGUAAGUAAUACUUUCACACAGUUAUAGUUUUGCAUGGAAGCUGAAAACUGUUACAUUUAGGUCAUCAAAAAAAAAAAUCAUAAAUGAUAAAAUUUGAAAAAAGAUAAAUAGAAUGUAUUUCCUGAAUUAGUCAGUAAAACCAACCACAUAGACAUAGUCAUAGUAACAUAUAAAAACCUAAUCAAUCAAAAUACAUAACUAGACUUAGACCAUGGAAAUGCCUUUAAAAAAAUCUAAGACUUAGGCUUAGACUCUAAGAAAUGUAGACUUUGACUUAUACUUAGAAUUAUAAUAUAUAAGAUACAAGCAAUAAUACUAAUAAUAGCACUAAUACUAAUACGAUUGCUAUCAUCAAUUUCAAUAUUAAUUAAAAUUAAUUCAAUUAAAAUUUUACGUUAAACACAUUAAAAGUUCUAGUUCAAAACAACCCAUCAUGCAGCUCAUUACGCAUAAUACUUUUUUUUUAAAUUGCCAAACAAGCGAUUGAUAACCUUAUUUGGCUAAAUUCCCAGCCGACUGCGUAUAACCCUGAGAGUUAUACGCAGUCGGCUGUGAAUAACCCUCAGGGUUAUGCGCAGUCGACUGCGUAUAUCAACAUGACAUUCUUAAAUUAAAAAAAACAACAACCUGAAAUGCAAUAUUUUCAUGCAGAGAAAUAGGGUCGGAAAUAAUUCCUUAUUAUUCAGACCGAUAUUUGACUUUCUUGAGGUAAAUUUGUUUUCCUGAGAUAACUUUAUUGUCAGAUUAUUUUAACUCUUUCAUCAGGUCAUUUUAAUCAAAAUUUGUUAGAUCAACAUCGGCUACUAGAAGAUAAGCCUAAGAGGGGUAAAUUCGCAUGCAAGGCUUAGGUCCUACUUGAUUCACAAUAUUAAAUGAAAUUAAACAAAUAUUUGGAAACAUGAGAAUUUUCUAACAUGCUCCAAUUAAUUAAAGAGGCUCCUGUAGAAAUUUGACCAUUAGCAAGGAUCAUAAAACUAAAUAAUCAACUUGGUCACUAACUCAAAGAAACAGUUGAAAUGGCAUUGUCUUCAAAUCUUCUAAUUAAAAAUUAAAAAAUUUAAGCAGUCUUGCUUGAAAGAGUGAUAGUGCACUUUCACUUGCUUUAUCAGAUUUUGAACCAAAUACUAAACAACUAUAUUGUAUGUUUUUACUUGUGGUAUGCUUAUAGUAAUGUUAAAGUUCAUUCCUAAGCCUAAAGCUUAUUAAACUUCAGUAAACUAGCCUUUUUGAAUUUUUUUCCAAGAAGGAAAAACAGCCCUCACUAAAACUAAUGUUACUCAUAAUACUGGGUCCACUAAUUAUUACUAAUUUGCCAAAUAAUAACCUUUAGAUAGGCGCCUUCAUGAUUUUUAUAAUAAGGUCUACCUAAAUUAGAUUCCAGAUAAAUAAGCCAUUAUAAUUGCAACAUUGUAUUUGAAUAUGUUAUAUUUUAAAUUUAUAUUCACUAGUAUAGAAAUUAAAACUACUGGAAUUGUCAUCUAAUUAGGCAUGGUCAUAUCGAGGAUUGUUUAGCAAAUAUGUGGUCCAAAUACCUUCACCCCCACAUUAAUAAUCAAAAUUAAAAUGUUUAAAAUUGACUAUUUUAAGUAUAUUCAUAGGAACUUUGAAUUUUUUUUACAAAAUCUUCAAAUAUCUAUUAUUUUUCAGGGUGUAAAGAAAAACUUUACUGAAGUUAUUCGUGCUAAUAUUGGAGACUGUCAUGCGACUGGACAAAAGCCAUUAACAUUUCUUAGACAGGUAAAUUGAAAUAAUGUCAUCCAUUUUAAAUUUAUUUGUUAUAAACUGUCAAGAGGAAAAGAAAGUUUUGAAUUAAUUAUUGCAUUCUUCAUGCUUAUUUAUGUCUAAUAUAUAUUGAUAAAGACGUCAACACCACCAGCAGCAGCAGCUAUCAAGACCCCUCCCCAUAAGACAGAUUAAAUACUAAAACAGGUGUGGAACAAUCUAAACACCCUCAAAGUGCAAAACUAGUUGUUUAUCAAGCAUCUGUGAUCGUUACACUCUUCUAUGUCAGUGAAGUGUGACCCUCAUAUGCCAGUCAUGAAUGGAAACAGCUUCCAACUAAAAUGUCUGCAGUGCAUUCUGCACUUUUGAGGACAGUGUACUUAACACAAGGAUUCUGGCAUGUUCUAAAAUGUGCAGCAUGUUCUCCAUUCUUAGUAAAGAGGCAAUUUCAUGGGUUAGGCCAUGUAAUGAGAAUGAAGAAAGACCAUAUUCCAAAGGACAUGAUGAAUGGAGAAUUAGUGGAGGGGGCAAGACUUAUUGGAUGGCCAUGGGUGUGAUAUGAAGACGUGAGUAAAAGAAACAAGAGGGAAGCCAGCAUCAAAAUUGGCAAACUGGAGAUUAUUGCUGAUAACCAUUCUGGCUGGAAAACAACAGUGAAUAUGGGAGCCUGUAGAGAAUGCCUGAAACGGAGGUCAUGUAGCAAAAAAGAGCAACACAGAAGACUAAAGUAAAUCAGCAGGUAACAUUGUCCUUCAAGACGUGAAAGUAAAGACUGUCACUCCAGGAUUAACCUGUUAACCCAAUCAACAUAGUGCAAAUAAUACAGAAUCUACACCAUUUUCUCAUGAAGACGGAAGGAUGCCCUCCCCACAAUAUGUCUAAAUUAAAUGAAAUAUAUAAUUUAUAUUUUUAUCUUCAACAGGUGAUUGCUAUGUGUGUGUACCCCAAAUUAAUGAAAGAUCCCAGCUUUCCAGAUGAUGCUAAGCAAAGAGCUGAUCGGAUACUUGGUUCCUGUGGAGGAAGAAGUUUAGGUUUGACUGAACUUUUUCGUAGUGAAAGUGCAUCUGCCUCAUAACUAGGAGGUUGUGUGUUUAAAUUCGUAUGUCAAAAUAUUUGGGCAAGUAGAUGGAUGAGAUUGCCCUUUAUUUUUUAAUAAAAACUUAAAGAUGAAAAAGGUAUUCUAUUUGGCAUGUUAGUUAUAGUGGGCUGUAUUAAUUUAAGGCUAUCUUGACAAAUUGGCUGAGUUUAACCUUAGGUAGUUUUGGAAAAGUUUUUGGAAUGAUAUGUAAAUAAAAAAAAAAAUCUUUUUGAUUUAAUCAAAAACCUUAAUUUUAACUAUAAAUGAUUAAAAAUAAUGCAGUAAAUAAGCUUUGAUUAGUUGCAUGGUGAUAAGUAAAUAUUUAUAGUGGAAAUUUAUAUUUAAUUGUAUUAUUAGGGUCAUAUAGUGAUAGUGCAGGUGUACCAAUUAUAAGGGAAGAUGUUGCAGCCUAUAUCACACAGAGAGAUGGUAUUCAAGCAGAUCCCAUGAACAUUUUCUUGUCUGGAGGAGCCAGUGAAGCUAUCAGAGUAUGAGUGUAGAUUAGUAGUAAUUAAUCGAAAUAAAUAAGGAAGCCAAUAAAUUAUAAUUAAAUUUACCUGGCUAUUUAACAAUUUAAGUCCACAAAAAAAGUAAUUUUAAUUAUCACGAUAUAAUUGAGAGUAAAGUAGCCCAUACAUUUUAAAACAAUAGGUUUUAAAAUUUUUUGAUAAAAUCAAAUAAAUAUAUUUUGAUUGAUUCAAUUUUACCAAACUUAAAAAUUGAGGACAUUCAUUUAGAUAGAAUCAUAUAUAUUUAAAAUAAUUAGGCUUUGCUAAGUGGAAGAACGGUUUUAAAAAUAAAUAAGAUCAUGUUCAAUUAUUCUUGAGAUAUUUCCCAUGGUAAUAAAGGUGUAUAUUCAUUAAAUGACACAAGAGUAGGAUUGAAUCCGAGAGAAAUAGUCAUUUUAAAAAAAAUGUGAAGAAAUUCUGUAUGAAAGUUUUAUCUAGAGAUCUUGCGACACAGGCUUCUGCUAAACUAAAGAUUAAAUUGAAAAUAAAUUUAGCUCUCAAGCCUAGUGACUAAUGUCAUGAAAACAAAAAUUGGUAUGAUAAAAAUUAAAGAAAAAUGUAUUUUAUUCAACGUAACGUAAAGAGACAAAUGAUGUUUACUAUUGAUAAAACAUUCAGUUGCUGGCAAAUCCACCACAUGCAAUGAGAACCAAUCAAUUUAAAUUAUCAAAUAGGCAUAAAUAAAAUUGUUUAGAAAAUCUAGUGUAAGAUGUAAUUGAUGUUUAACAAAUUUGAUUUUAGAAUAUUAUGAAAUUGCUAAUGACCACUUUACCGGGCAAAGAUCGAGCUGGUGUGAUGAUCCCCAUCCCCCAAUACCCACUGUAUACAGCAACUAUUGCAGAAUUCAAUGCUCAACCAGUAAGUUUUAUUUUAUUUCUUAUCAACCAAUUUUAAGAUAUUAAUAUUAGUGAAGACGUUAUUAAAUUAAUAAAUGCCAAUAAUUAAUAAUAACAAAGCUAGCAGUCUGCAUAAUAUUCGAAGUUCUAUACAAGUUUAAAUUUGAUUGACAUGAGUUUUGUUAAAAUUGCUUCCAUUUCUUCAGAUAGGAUAUUAUCUAAAUGAGGCAGAUAAGUGGUCUUUAAGUGUCGAGGAGCUUAGGCGGGCCGUUACUGAAGCCAAAGGAUACUGCAAACCAAGGGCCAUUUGUAUUAUCAAUCCAGGCAAUCCUACAGGUGGGUUAUAAUUGAGAUAAGUUUGCCUUUUACCACAAGUUUUGUGCCAGCUUAUCUUAAGUCGUGAAAUAAUGUAAGUGAUGGCUGGUUUACUAGGUCUUUUCAAAAACUACCUCUUAUCUUCAGGCCAGGUCCUUACAAGACAGAACAUUGAAGAUGUCAUCAAGUUUGCCAAAGAGGAGAACCUGUUUAUUAUGGCUGAUGAAGUAAGAAUGAUAUUGAGUUAUGGUGAAGUAAUUUUUUUCAAUAGGACUUUCAUAGAAAAUAGAAUUACUCUUUCGGAAUCAUGUGCUGGAUCUAAAUCUAAAUCAUCUUCACUAUCAGAUGAAAUAGUAUGAAACAUUUCCAAAGCUUGUUGAGCUAGGAAACUUACUCAUCACACUAGGUCCGAGGGUAGCCAUAGCAACAUUAUUGAUAAAGAAAAAAAAAUGUGAAGAAUAUUAAUAAAAUAAUGCUUCAAAUGAUAACAAAGUUUACCCAAGAAAGAGCAAAGAAGCAACCCUAAUGUGGAAAAUACACAGUGUGAUGGUCCGUUCUAUUUAGCACAGCGGAUGAACAUACUGUGGGUUGCGUGGGUUGCGCCACAGUGAAAUGGUUAAAUCAUCAUUUACAUAAAAAUGGAUACACGCUACUUUUCUGGAGGGAAACUUCCUAUUAUAUUCUCUUUCUCAAUGCCUCUCUUUAUGUCUUCCACUCUGACUAUGUUUUUCCCAGCUCUUUCUACUUCUACUGCCAUUUCAUUUUAACUACUAUCCUUACUUUUCAUCUUUUGUCCUCCCCUUCAUUUCUCUUAUUCUUCUCCUAAAUGAAACUAAAAUACCGGUUUAUCUUUUAUUUCAUUGAGAUUUUGUCGACACAAUAUGUGUUAGCUCUUUUUAUUUUUAAACUCUCUCUAGGUGUAUCAACACAAUGUUUAUGCAGAGGAUUCAAAAUUUCAUUCCUUUAAGAAAGUUUUGACAGAAUUAGGACCACCCUAUAGUGAGAUGGAGCUUGCAUCUUUUAUGUCCACUUCUAAAGGUUAUAUGGGAGAGUAAGUUAUUUGGUAGAUUAAAUUGUGUUAUUUGUGUGUUAUAAAAUAAAAAAAACAGAUUAAUGCUGUAAUUUGUUUUGUGUGAAACAAAUUGGAGAAAUAGCCUCCUUUUCGUUGCACUUUGAAGCUUUCAAAAUCUUAAGAUUUAAUCUAUUCUGGAUAUUUGUAUAUUGAAAUUAUUCCAUUCGAAUUUUAACAAAAAAUAUUCAUGCAGAAAUUGCAAAUAUCACUUUUUAAAUUUUAUUUCAAGAACCCAUUCUGACAACAAAAAUUCUUUAUAAUAAAUUUAUAAAACAUAUAUAUAAAACAUAUAAUUUUGAAGAUGUUUAUUGAAAGUGGGAUCAUGAAUUAAAUCUUUUUUAAAAAUUAAAAAAAAAGUUACAUUGCUAUAUAGAGUAUUUUUAAAAAAAUCUAAUAAUUAAAUUUUACUAAAUAUAACUGGCGUUCUCAUGCAUCUAUCAGGUGUGGUUUCCGAGGUGGAUAUGUGGAGGUUAUUAAUAUGGAUCCGACUGUAAAAGCAAUGUUAACUAAAGCUAUCUCAGCUAAGCUCUGCUCUGCAGUCACUGGCCAGGUAAAUGGGGCUUUAUUUCUGUUUAGAUUAUACUGAAUGUUAUUUUGUUUGAUUUAAUUUGUUUAAACAUUUGAUUUUAAUUUCCCAAUUUGGCUGAUUUUCUAAAUUGGUCUUGUAGCAUUUUAGGCAAAUUUUAAUUGCAGGGUACAAUUUUAUGAUUGUCGUAUUACUUUCUAUCUUUGAAAGUAAACUAGCAUAUAAUAAACUUCAACGUUCAGUGAAGUUUUUUAAUAUGUUGAUUUAGGUUACAAAAUGUCACCUUAUGGGUGUAGAUAGGGGAAAUUUUAAAAAAAUAUUUAUUUGUGACAUAAAAAUUUUUACACAGCAACUUUUUUCUGAAAUUAUAUCUCAUUUAACUUUAACUGCUAUAGGAAGGCAUGUCACUUUUUUGUUUUACUGAAGCAUCUAUCCAUCUUAGCCAUACCCCCAAAAGAGAUAUUUCCUCUCAAUUUUUGCACACCAAGUUACUCUUUAAGUUUCCCUUUCUUGUUUUUUUUAACCUUUAUUAUUAAAUAUGUAUCUUUAGGGAAAUUACAUUUAUAAAUAUCAUUUGUGAAAACGCAAGGCAACAGAAGAAACAUUGCAGUGAUAUUUUUAUUAUCAUUGAAAUAAUUAGAAAUCAUCAAUUUCACAGAAUUUCUGGCGACCUUUGGGCAUUAUUAGAGAUAUAAAUAGGAUGUUUAAUAGACACAAUUUCAGGAUAAGUAUUACUUCUAAAUUUUCAUUUAGAGUACCUAUAGUUAAGUACAAUACAGAGUGCUUUAUUUUAUUUAGGCAUUAUUUUCAUUAUUACUACUUUAACCCUUAUUUAGGCUGCAAUGGAUGUUGUAGUGAAUCCACCUAGGCCUGGGGAACCUUCAUAUGCCUUAUUUAAGGAGGUAUUUACAAGUAUUUUUAUGAAGAAUCAUUAAACAUGGUUUUAAUUACUUUAUUUAUUUUAAAGCUUAGUUGUCUUGAUUUUUUAAUUACUAUUGACAAUGCAUUUAAAUAUUGUUAUGGUAGUAAUAACCUGCUUCAAUAAAAAAUAAACUGAUAUAAAAACUAAUAUGCAUGCUAAAUAAAAUACUAAACAUAGCCAUCUAAUUUUUAAAUUAAUUCUAAGGUAUUUCAUUUUAAAUUAUUUUAUGAAAUAAUUUUUUUUCAAACAUUUAUAAACUUUUUUCCAGCAAAAAGACACAGUGCUUGGACAGCUGUCAGAAAAAGGUCGCAUGACAACAGAAAUGUUUAACUCUAUUCCUGGAAUUUUUUGCAAUCCUGUACAGGGGGCUAUGUAUGCUUUUCCUAACAUAGACAUUCCAAAAAAGGCAGUAGAAGAAGCAAAAGUUAGUUUAUUUGAUAUAGUUUAUAGUUAAUGAAAGUAAUUAAAUGUUUUAACUUAAUUGUUUUAUUACAUGAUUUUUCUUUGCACCAGGGAUUGUUUUUAAGAGUAUUCAAAUGCUUUUUAUAAAAACAUAUUUCCGUUAUGAAGACAAAAAAUAUUAUUUUGAUCUUAUCUAUGAUUUAUCAAGUAAGUUUCAAUUAAUCUUUUAGUGCUCUUAAUAAUAUUAAUUUAUUUUUAUUUAGUUUUAUUUAAUUAAUACUAGAGGUAUGACAUAAUUGAAAUUUUAUAUUUAUAAAGUUGCUCCCUAUGCAUGUAUUGCCAAAAAUUAUAUUAUUGCCUAGGCCAAGGGUUUGGCAGCUGAUGCGUUCUACUGCUACAGUCUGCUAGAAGAGACAGGUAUCUGUGUAGUUCCUGGCAGUGGUUUUGGGCAAAAAGAAGGCACAUGGCACUUUAGGUGAGUGUAAAUAAGUUUUCAUGUGUCAAAAAAAAAAAAAUUGUACCUAAUCAGAUAAUAUAAGCAUUGUUUUAGUUAAAAUUUUUUUUUUUAAAAGAAAAGGUAUUACAUUUUUGUUCUUGUUGUUGUUUAGGACUACUAUAUUGCCACCAGUGGAAAAAAUUGCUGACAUGCUGAAUCGAUUUGGAGACUUCCAUGUCAAGUUCCUUAAUAAAUAUUCAUAGUCUGGCAUCAACAAGUUGACAAUGCAGUUCAUCUCAAGUAUGUUCUUGGAGUUAGAUGUUGCUUACUAUUUAAAAAAAGAACCAUUACUUUUUCUUAAGUUAAAUGAUACUAAAUGGAAUUGUUAAAUGAUUCAGCGUGGUACAUAUUCCAACCUCGGUUUAAUACAGUAUUUUAUUUUUAAUAGAUUUAAAAUCGUUUGAGGAAUCAGCUCAUAGUCGUUUACAUUCAAUACAAAGUGAUGUAUUGAGAUUUCAAUUAUAAAUGUCAUGAAUCAUUGCAAUUGAACGGAUAUUUGAACACAAAAAUUUUAUGGACAUAAUGAAAAUUGACAGUUCUUUCAUGUAAAGUGUAAAAUAGUAGUUAUUGUUUUCAAAGUGACAUGAUCUGAAAUUUAUAUGCACUUUUAUGAUAAAAUUUAGCCUAGUCUUGUAGUCAUUAAUGUAUUCAUCAUUUACUUAUGGAUGUCAUUGGUUGCCAUAGUAGCAUUUAUUGCAAUGAAUAUUUAUGAUAGUCCUGUUUGUUACAACUACCCCUUGGCUUUUUUUGUGUUUACACAAUUUGAGAUUAUAAAUGAAAAGCAUUUUUUUGAGAUUAUACUUGUUUACAGUUGGUACUCUCCACAAGUAAAACACUGGAGCAGAAAAAUUGAUCUGAAAAUUGAGUCUAGAUAUUGCAUUUAUUACUAGUUUGCCUACCAAUAAAAUGUAUUGGUUACGGUACCUCAAUUUACCUUCAUUAUUAGAUACAUGUAUUGUACUUUCUAUCCACAUUUUGAAAAAAAUACAUGUUUUUCUAAUGUUCCAGUAUUAUUUUUCAUUUUUAAAUGCAAAUAUACUAUUAUCAUAAAUAUUUUUCAAAUUUAAGCUAAGCAUGAGUGAAAUGUGCCUUUCAUUCUGAAGGGUUUGGGAUAAAAGCUUUUAAUUUAUAUUAUAAAUAAAUUAUAAAUUUUCACUCAAUUCUAAACCAAAUGGAUUUUUUGAAUGCAGUUGUAUUUCUUCAGACAUUUAUAUUUUCCACUGUAUAAAUAUUAUUGUUAUUAAAAAUAUACUGCAAACUUUACCUCUUUUUAAUUCAUUUGAAAUAGAUUACAAAGCGUGUUAAUCAGUGGUUCUCAAAAGGGGAAGUGGAACCCCUGUAAAAUGCUCAGUGACUGAGAGAACUACAUUGAGAUCUUCAAACACAUUAGCUUUUAAUUUCUAUUUAUUCAUGUUUUCUUGUCUCCUGAAGAAGGGAUUUAGUUUUAGCCAAAACAUUAUUGUAAUUGUCCUAUCUUUUUAAAAUAUAGAUUUAGUAGGUUAAGGAGGAGUUGCCUGUGAAUAGGGAAACAAAUUUGAAAUCAAAGGAAUUAAAAAAAUAAUUAAUCAAAUACUAUUUUUGUAACGUUAUUGAAAAGGUAUUGUGGCUAGAAGUAGAAGACAGAGGUAUAUAUUCAGGAAAUAUCUUUGACUGAACAAAAAACCUUAUUAAAUGAGCUUUAAAGAAAACCACUGACAUUUUCUUAUCUACUCCGAUCAUGAAUAUAUUUUUUGUAACUGAGAUCAGGCUUUCGAAGAGAGAAUAUUUAUUGAGGGCGACACCUUGCCAAAGAUGGUCAUCAUUAUGCAAUAGGUGAAAUUUAACUAUUAUUUCUAUUGUGACUUUGUUUUUAUGAAUGAUAAUUAAGUCUUUAUUCAGAAUGUUAAUAAAUAGUAAAUUAAUUUGUAAUAAAACUCCACGACGACUGUUUUAUUAUUAAUGCUAAUGACAUCAGUCAACGAAACACUCACAUUGAUGAUACAAGUACCAAGUUUGUUUUGUCUAUUUUAAUUUUCAAGUGUCGAAUGUCUUUACUAUUAAUUUUUCUUUAGUG